GUGAGCACCCGCUAGCGUAUUCGCGCUGUGGAACGAAUGUUUUCUCAAAGUCACGCCGAUACACACUACUUGACAUAGGUCGAGUACGCGCCGUUCUAAUGCUCAACUGUCGCGCCUGCCUUUGGCAAUGCGUUCAACCCUUCGAUCGCCCUGCUCAUCUCCAACGCCUUCGGCACAAUGUAAAUCCACUUCUACGCCAGAGUCAACAACGGCUCCAGAGCACCGACGUCCGCAAAACCAGCACACGCCCUCACUAUCUUACCAAAGUCGAAAAGCUGUCGAACAGCAGAAAUGAACCAUGGCAGAACUCAGCGGUUGCAGAGAACCAGAAGAAGCGCGAGAGAGCAGCAAUGCGGCAGUCGUCAUCUGCAGAUGUCAUUGCCUCUGUAGAGCGGCGAGAAACGCCGAACCUUAUGAAGCUGGGUAAGAGAGACACAAGAAUGUCAGAAACCGAUUGGAACAGGAGGAAGCGGGAGUUGCGGUUCCUACAAGACCCGCUGGACCUGGCGCAGUUCGUACAGGCCGAGUUGAGGAAGGAGAGGGUCGAGGAGAUGAAGCAGCUGGUGCGGAUGGCGAGUCAUUCCAUGCCAUGUGUGGUCAGCUGGAACCACAUCAUCGAUCACUACCUGGCCAAGUCAAAGGUUGGCGACGCGCUGAAAGUAUACAACGACAUGAAGAAGCGCGCACAAUUUCCUGAUUCGUACACGUACACAAUCCUCCUGCGAGGACUUUCGAUCAAUGCACAAACUUCAGGUGUGCUCGAGAGGGCACUCUCCGUAUACCACUCCCUCUACGCUCCGAAUUCUCGAGUCGCACCGUCGAUUAUACACACGAACGCUGCGCUGCGAGUGUGCGCUCGAGCGCUGGAUAUGGAUGCGCUAUGGGGCAUAGCCGCGAAGAUACCCGAAAAGGGUCCUGCUGCAGCGAACGCAACAACCUACAACACCAUAAUCAACGCGAUCCGCCAAACCAUGUUGCUUAACCGACCGAGCGGCGAGUCUGUAGAGGAAGCGGCGGCGAGGAAGGAGCGCAGCAUCACGGAAGCAAGGAGGCUUUGGGAGGACAUUGCAGGUAAAUGGAGGGAAGCUGAUCUCGUCAUUGAUGAGGAGCUGGUGUGCUCAAUGGGCAGACUUUUGCUGCUGGGAGCUCGACCACGAGACUGGGACGAUGUACUAUCCUUGAUCGAGCAAACCAUGGAUAUACCGCGACUCGUGCCUCGAUUGGGUACGCCAGAACGGAAGGAAGCUGGCUUCCCUCAACUGCGCGCACCAAACGUACCGGACGACUACAAGUUUGAUGAUGAUCAUCUGGCACCUGGACAACCCGAGACGCGAGGACAGGAGUUCCUGCCUUUCACAGGCAGCCUCGCGAAACACCUGGCUUUUGUCAAGCCCGACAACAAUACGUUGUCACUGAUUCAGGAAGCAUGUCUGAAGAUUGCCGCACCUAGAGCUGCGCAAAAAUACUGGGAUAUGCUAUCUGAUCAGUACAACAUCACACCGGACGUCAACAACCUCAACCAUCAACUACGUAAUCUGCGGCAGAAUCGCGCAUCAGCUGCGGCAGUCGAGCUUUUGCAAAAGGAUCUGAUGGACAAGGGUGUCAAGCCGCCUCCGGGGACAUUCAGGAUUGCCAUGAGUACCUGUGUGCGCGACAAGAAUAAUCACAACUCGUUCAAACACGGCAGUCAAAUCCUCCACUUCAUGAAUGAAGUCUACCCGGAUGUGGAUGCGAAGACCGUGGGCAUGUACGCUGACCUGGCGAAUACAUUCCCGUUGGCAAAGGGCCAAGAUCUCAUCGAUGCGCUCACGAAUCUCUACCCAAUCGUAAAGAACUUGCGCAUUCAGAUGGGUAUUGCUACAGAGGGGGUUUUUGGUACAGAGAAGCCGAAGCGACGCGCCCCUUACCUGACAGGCGAAGCGCGACAGGACGCUCUCGCCGCGAUCAGAAAGGUGUACGGCGUCUACGACCGACUUCUGAUGUCGAAUUUGAUUGCAGAAGAGCAGAAGCGGGACUUCAAAAAGGAGAGAGCUAGUCUGUCUGCAUUCAUCUUGAAGGAGACUGAGAAACAUCAUGACAGGAAGAUCGAGAAGAAGAUGCAGGAUCUCGACCGGCACGAGAAAGAGUCUUCAGAUGAGUUCGAUCAGCAUAGCUAUUUGGCUGACGAAGCGGAGAAAGGAGAGGAGCAAGCUGCUCCAGAGGGGAGCAACGAGAAGCGUACUUGGCGCGAUCAUGCUUCGGACGACAGCAGAGGCAGUUGGCGAACGAGGAACGCGCAGCCUGCAGACCAGAGAAAGCCAUGGAGCAAUCGUCUAUACUCGUCUCCCUACAACUGAGACGGACAGCGCGUGUGCCGCGAGACCAGUGGGCAUUACAUGUCGUGGCAUAUAAAUGUACCAUAUCCUAGGAUAUGCAGAUGAACGACCAAUAGAUGAAGUAACUUAAUG
Molecule: messenger RNA, 2447 nt
Organism: Didymella exigua CBS 183.55
Lineage: Eukaryota; Fungi; Ascomycota; Dothideomycetes; Pleosporales; Didymellaceae
Exons: 2
Coding region: 99-2336 (745 amino acids)
Molecular function (GO): protein binding
Source: RefSeq, a predicted model, not a curated record